This is a messenger RNA of Ornithorhynchus anatinus (platypus), 1783 nucleotides long. RefSeq names its product cathepsin W-like. The record is from RefSeq and is a predicted model, not a curated record. Gene Ontology annotation, cellular component: lysosome. NCBI's taxonomy places the organism in Eukaryota, Metazoa, Chordata, Mammalia, Monotremata, Ornithorhynchidae. Gene Ontology annotation, molecular function: cysteine-type endopeptidase activity. Bases 6 to 1073 code for a protein of 355 amino acids. The transcript is spliced from 11 exons.
CCCUCAUGGACCUGCUGGCCCUGCUGCUCCCCUGCCUCCUGGCCCCGCUGGGAGGGGUCGCCGCCAUGGCCUCCCCGGGACCCGGCGGCCAGGACCUCCAGCCCAAUCCUCCCCCCGCCACACGUCUGGAGCCGAUGGAGAAAUUCAAGGAAUUCCAGAUUCGCUACAAUAAGAGCUACGAGGACCGAGCAGAGCAUGCGCGACGUUUUGAGAUCUUCGUCCAGAACCUGGCCCGGGCCCGGAAGCUGCAGGAGGAGGACAUGGGGACGGCGGAGUAUGGGGUCACGCCCUUCAGUGACCUCUUGGAGGACGAGUUUCUCAGUCUUUACGCACCCAGAUUCGGGAUGCCCUCCGGUUGGGCAAAUAAAGCUGCCAGGGUCCCCGAGGGGCCUCUCCUCAGGCAGACUUGUGAUUGGAGGAAAAUUGGGGCUGUUACACCGGUCAAAAAUCAGAGAUCCUGUGGCUCCUGUUGGGCCUUCGCCGCCGUCGGCAACGUGGAGUCCUCGUGGUACCUCAGGGCCGGCCACCGACUCGUCUCCCUCUCAGAGCAAGAGGUGUUGGACUGUGGUCGCUGUAGGGACGGCUGUCAGGGUGGCUACGCCGAGGAUGCCUUCAUCACCAUGAUGUUCAACAGAGGCCUGGCCAGUGAGAAGGACUACCCCUACAAGGUCCGGGCCAGGCCCAACGGAUGUCAGGCCAAUAAGACAAGAGCCGCCUGGAUCCACAGCUUCAUCACACUGCCCAAAGAUGAGAUGUACAUGGCCCGCUACGUGGCUGGCAACGGACCCAUCGUCGUAAGCAUCAAAAUGCCGCAGCUGCAGCUCUACGUCGGGGGAGUUAUGCAUCCGUCCCACCAUAACUGCGACCCCAAGGCAUCACACAGUAUCCUGCUGGUGGGCUUUGGUUUCAGUAAUAAUUCCUCUCACUGGAUCCUGAAGAAUUCUUGGGGCCCGGGAUGGGGAGAGAAGGGCUAUUUCCGGCUGCAUCUUGGGAGCAACGCCUGUGGGAUCGCCAAUCGUCCCGUCACUGCCCUGGUCAGAGGUUCCAAACGCCAAGUCUCCUGCCCACCGUGAGACCCUCAGCUCUGUCCACCCGAUGGCCUGCAUUGCCCUAUGCCUCCCUGUGGCUCCAGCAGGGGUCACCUCCACUCCUGACCCCCCCCAAACAAUCCCGAGUCCCAGCCCAUCCUUGGAAUGACCUGGGAGAGAGCUUCUAGGCGGAGACGGCCGGUCUGGGCCAAUGCCCUGAUCUCUUCCGCUUCCCCAGCUGCCUGCUUAGGGAUGCGUCCCCCUGCCCAUUCCCCCCACAUCCCCCCUUAGUCUCCCUCCGGCUCCCCGACCACCAGCUUAGUUAGGGCUGAGUCCCCCUGUCACCAUCCCUCCACACACACACCCUCUCUCUCACUCCUCUGCCCCCAGAUGAGGCCUGGGCGUCUCCUUAAUCCCCUGAGCAGCAGGACCCUGCCUCCGUAGUCUCUGCAGCCAUUUUAUGUCACCAUUUUGCCAGAGUAAAGAUCAAGUCUGGGGGGCGGAGGGCAGCGGCCAGUCCUCCCUCCCCAGGGAAGGGGGUCAGUCGUGAUACAGGCACAGGAGGCAGCUCCGGAGUGUCCCCGUGUAGCGGUCCCAGAGCGCCCUGUCCCUGCUGCGGGAGGAGAAGCAAGGGGGAGCACCACUAAGAGGCCGUUCUCUCAACUGGAAGCUCCCGGAGGGGAGGGCUCAUGCCUGCCUAUCCUACUGUCUUUUGCAAAGCUAGCUUAGAAGGCGCUCAAUAAAGAUGAUUGAUG